Molecule: messenger RNA, 4539 nt
Organism: Perca fluviatilis (European perch)
Lineage: Eukaryota; Metazoa; Chordata; Actinopteri; Perciformes; Percidae
Gene: adcy2a
Product: adenylate cyclase 2a
Exons: 26
Coding region: 321-4070 (1249 amino acids)
Biological process (GO): adenylate cyclase-activating G protein-coupled receptor signaling pathway; cAMP biosynthetic process; adenylate cyclase-inhibiting G protein-coupled receptor signaling pathway
Cellular component (GO): plasma membrane
Molecular function (GO): adenylate cyclase activity
Source: RefSeq, a predicted model, not a curated record
ACAGUUCUGGAAAAACAUGUGCCGACCAGAAGAGAGAUGUGUGCCAAAUGUUAUGUCAAAUGCAGCUUACGCGUCCUCAUGUAGGCUACAUUCACUUUGUCUUCAAGUUUUGAAGACCAUAGUUUCGGUGUAACAUAUCCAAAGGCAUUCACCGGAAAAGAAAAAAAAAACGCGAAUUGUUCUCAGAAGUUUGUAUCGUGAGGUAAGCACGAUACAAACACACACAUAACUAGCUAGCUAGCUAACGUUACUAAGAUACCUGCGCAAGUUUUAGCGUGUGUUGCAAUGAGCCUUUGGGGAGGGAGCGCAGUACGGAUCGUAUGGAUGAUGACUGGAAAAAAAACACACGGGGUCGACCUUGGUACCUCCCUUCGUCGAGAGCGCUCAGUCUCUGUGCUCCCCUUCAUUUCAUGCUCCAACAUGUUGGCAGGAGGAGAAAGAGGAGGAUGCUGCGCUCUACGCUCGGUGCGUUCUUGCCACCUCUCCGGCCAGCGCACACUGCCUCUGACUCAGACUCAGCUUUCAGUUGUCUCCGCCUGAGGGACUUAAGACAGGAGGUGGAGGAGGAACAAAAGGAUACGCUGGAGACCAGGAGCUCUCACACCAAAGUCCCCAACAGAAACAACAGCAGGAGAGCAGAACAGAGCAACUGCUCCUCAUCUGUGGUGGAAACUACUAAUACCUCAGCAGUGACCACCUCUUCUGCCUCUUCUAGUUUCCCUCCCUCCUCUUCCUCCUUCUCGGCUCCGAGAUCCAUGUGGCAAGAGGCAAUAAGGAGGAAGCCAUAUCUCCUGGACCGGUCAGGGGAGUCUGGUGAAGGGGAUAAAGGAGGAGGAAAAGGUCAGGAGAGGAGGAACAGGUCCCCGGAUUGGCUGUAUGAGUCCUACUACUGUAUGAGCCAGCAGCAUCCUCUAAUUGUGUUUCUGCUGCUCAUAGUUAUGGGAGCCUGCCUGGCUCUGCUGACUGUGUUCUUUGCUUCAGGACUGAACAUUGAGGACCACGUGGCCUUUGUAAUCACGGUGCCCACGGCGCUGGCCAUCUUCCUGGCUGUUUUUGUACUUGUCUGCAUUGAGUCCAUCUUCAAGAAGCUUCUACGCGUUUUCUCCCUGGUUAUCUGGGCCUGCUUGGUUGCCAUGGGUUACCUUUUUAUGUUUUCUGGCGGGAUCAUCUGUCCAUGGGAUCAGGUGUCAUUCUUCCUGUUCAUUGUGUUUGUGGUUUACACCAUGCUGCCGUUCUCUAUGCGGGAAGCCAUCAUCGCCAGCGUCCUGACCUCCGCCUCACACACCAUUGUGUUGAGUGUCUGCCUGUCCACCACAGCUGAUCACAUGGAACCAGUAGUGUGGCAGAUUUUGGCCAAUAUCAUAAUUUUCUUGUGUGGCAACAUGGCGGGGGCGUACCAUAAACAUCUGAUGGAGUUGGCACUUAAACAGACUUAUCAGGACACCUGCAACUGCAUCAAGUCCCCAAUUAAACUGGAGUUUGAGAAGAGACAACAGGAGCGUCUCCUGUUAUCUCUGCUGCCAGCUCACAUUGCCCGUGUGAUGAAAGCUGAGAUCAUCCAGAGACUGAAGGGCCCAAACUUCGGCCAGAUUGAGAACACAAACAAUUUUCACAACCUCUAUGUCCAGAGACACACUAAUGUCAGUAUACUGUAUGCCGAUAUAGUGGGAUUCACACGGCUGGCCAGUGACUGCUCACCUGGAGAGCUGGUGCACAUGCUGAAUGAGCUGUUUGGCAAAUUUGAUCAAAUUGCAAAGGAAAAUGAAUGUAUGCGGAUCAAAAUCCUUGGCGACUGUUACUACUGUGUGUCCGGCCUGCCGGAGUCUCUGCCGAACCAUGCUAAGAACUGUGUGAAAAUGGGUCUGGACAUGUGUGAGGCCAUCAAGAAAGUGCGAGAUGCCACUGGGGUUGACAUCAACAUGCGUGUCGGCGUGCACUCUGGGAAUGUCCUGUGUGGUGUGAUUGGACUUCAGAAAUGGCAAUAUGAUGUUUGGUCACAUGAUGUAACACUGGCCAAUCAUAUGGAAGCAGGAGGUGUACCAGGGCGAGUCCACAUUACCUCAGAGACACUGGAGCACCUGAAUGAUGCCUAUAAGGUGGAAGAUGGGGAUGGGCAAGAAAGAGACCCCUACCUGAAGGAACAUGGAGUCAUCACUUACCUGGUCAUCAACCCAAAGGUGGACCGUCGGAGCCCACAGUAUCAUUACCGGCCCAGACACACUGUAGAUGGGGCAAAGAUGAGAGCCUCCGUCAGGAUGACCCGCUACCUGGAGUCCUGGGGAGCAGCCAAGCCCUUUGCCAACCUGCACCACAGAGACAGCAUGACUAAUGAGAAUGGGAAGAUCAACACUGCUGAUGUGCCCAUGGGGCAGUAUCACUUCCAGAGGAGAUCAGAAAGAACAAAGUCUCAGAAGAAACGGUUUGAGGAGGAACUUAACGAGAGGAUGAUCAGGACCUUCGAUGGGAUAAAUUCACAAAAACAGUGGCUCAAGUCAGAGGACAUCCAAAGAAUAUCAUUAUUCUUUCACAACAAAUCCUUGGAAAAGGAGUACAGAGCAACAAACUUGCCGGCCUUCAAAUACUAUGUCACCUGCGCCUGUUUGAUCUUUUUCUGCAUUUUUAUUGUGCAGAUUCUCGUCCUUCCAAAGACAACUGUCUUGGGGAUAUCCUUUGGAAUGGCUUUUCUUAUCCUUUCCUUGAUCCUCUUCAUAUGUUUUAUUGGACACUUCCUGCACUGCAGUAAAAGCGCCUCCACUUCUUUGAUGUGGCUGCUGAGGUCAUCAGUCAUUAUUGCCAACAAGCCUUGGCCGCGCAUCACUCUCACCAUGACAACCACAGCUCUAAUACUCAUAAUGGCAGUCUUUAACAUGUUCUUUUUGGAAGACAAUUUGUUACCUCCUGUUCCUGUUUACAAUUCAUCCAAUGAAACAUUGUUUUACCCCAAUGGACAACCAAUCACCUUCACAGGAAAAAACAAUUUCUACCUUCCUUAUUUAAUUUAUAGUUGCAUACUGGGCCUCAUCUCUUGCUCUGUGUUCCUGAGGAUAAAUUACGAGCUGAAGAUGAUUAUCAUGUUGACAGCUGUGGUGGUUUACAACAUCAUUAUUCUACAAACACAUGCCCCUCUGCUGGAUGAAUAUAGCAGAUUUCUGUACAAGACUGAAAGCCUGGACAGACCAGGAGUUCUUAAAGACCUGAAGACUAUGGGCUCUAUCUCCCUCUUUAUCUUCUUCAUCACUCUGCUUGUGCUUGCCAGACAGAAUGAAUAUUACUGUAGGUUAGACUUUCUGUGGAAGAACAAGUUCAAGAAGGAGUGCGAGGAGAUCGAAACGAUGGAGAACCUCAACCGGGUUUUGUUGGAGAAUGUCCUGCCUGCACACGUUGCAGAGCAUUUCCUGGCACGCAACUGGAAGAAUGAGGAUCUGUACCACCAGUCCUAUGACCUGGUGUGUGUCAUGUUCGCCUCCAUCCCAGACUUUAAAGAGUUCUACACCGAAUCUGACGUCAACAAAGAAGGAUUAGAGUGCCUCAGGCUCCUCAACGAAAUUAUUGCUGAUUUUGACGAGCUGCUGUCCAAACCUAAAUUCAGUGGUGUGGAAAAGAUCAAGACUAUUGGCAGUACUUACAUGGCUGCUACUGGCCUGAAUGCAUCACCCGGGCCUGAGUACACAUCACAGGAGCAUGACAGGCAGUACAUGCACAUAGGGAUCAUGUUAGAGUUUGCAUUUGCCUUGGUGGGGAAGCUGGAUGUUAUUAACAAACACUCCUUCAAUGACUUCAAACUCAGAGUUGGUAUAAACCAUGGUCCAGUGAUCGCUGGAGUCAUUGGAGCCCAGAAACCACAGUAUGAUAUCUGGGGGAACACAGUGAAUGUAGCCAGCAGAAUGGACAGCACCGGAGUCCUAGGAAAAAUACAGGUGACGGAGGAGACGAGUCGCAUCCUUGUGACCCUGGGCUACAUGUGCUCUUGUAGAGGCAUUAUCAACGUCAAGGGCAAAGGAGAGCUCCAAACCUACUUUGUGCACACAGAGAUGACCCGCUCACUGUCCCAAGGGAAUGUAAUGCCGUAAGACUGGUUCAGACUAUGCUGGAUUUUACACAGACAAGAACAGAUGUUCAUUACAGACGAAGAUUUGAUCUUCUCAAUGCUGUUGUAACAAAAAUGAAUCAGGUCUGUGCUGCAAGGAGGAUAUAAAUCUGAUUUUAAUAUUUGCAAGUUACCUUUUCCACAGCUGUAGUAUACAUUUAGUCACUUACUGUACAGUAUGUAAGUGUAGCAUGUACAGCAAUUAGGCAAUAACCCCUGAAAUAUAUUGGAGAUAUAGAUCAAGAAAAGCCACAGUGGUACAAGCCAGUCAGAUCUAGUGUGUACAAGUUCAGUCAGAGAGAAGCAUCUGAAAUGGUCUAAAUUAAUAUUCUGACUCAGUUCUGGUAAGCAGCCUGGAAAUCCAGACCCAUAUCCAAAAGAUUAAGGGUCUGGCAUUGAGUAAUGAAAAUGGCCCAACUCGAGGGGCGGCACCAAGCAUGCAUUUGAAAAUG